GUAUGCGCGUUUGCCCGACUGAUUCUGAGUGCGCUGAGCUUAAACGUAAAAACAUCGCGUUCCGUGUUUGUUGACGUUUGUUUUGAAAUAUUAUUUUGUGCAUUCUGUGACGGAUUUUAGUGACGUUCGAUCAUUUGGACGCAUAAUAUUUGAUGUUCAAGUGUACAACAGGUCGCCACGCCUUUAACCGAGCUGAUUAAACCAAGGAUUCAAGAUUUCGUAUCAGAUUCAAAUACGACCUCCCCAGCCGGCCGAUAAAAUUAGGUGAUGGGAUGAAGCACACUUUUUGACCAGAAUAAUCAUUUCACGGGUGUACCAACCAACAUGGCUGGACGUAAGAGACAUUGGUGAUUGUAUAAGAUGAGCAACUGUGAUCAGUAUCAGGCUGUUUUGUUGUUCGUUGAACAGACGCAGGAUGAAAUAAGCAAGGUGUUUGAGAAGGGAGCUCACGAACAAAAGUCGGAGCUCCCUUUGAAAAAGUGCAAUGAUGAGGUGUUUAAAGACUGUAACGACAGUAAGGACGAAGUGGAGGAUAUUUACGACAUUCUGAACGAGCAAUUACACGACAUCGAACUGCAAAUAUCCCAACUCAUUGCGAAGAAAAAGGUAAACGAGGGGCUCAACGACGACUACAACGGCUACAACGACUUUUCCUACAUUAAUACGAAAAACUUCAACGACAACUUGUUCACGAACAUCAUCGAAACUGACAUCCUAUCGGAACAUUCGCUAAAUAGUGAGGGUCACAUAAUCGACGCCUGCACCCAAACAUCACCAUCAUUAUCUCCAAGCUCGACCAACUUGACAUGGCCCACCGAAUGUUCAUCAUCGCCAUGUCUGACUUCGACGUCAGACAGCGAUCUUCUGGACGAAGACGCCCAGUCCACCUCCUCAACGGAUGGACGGGAACUCAUCUACAACAUGAACCAACGAUCCGGGAAGGUGCUCAAUGUGAAGUCUUCUUCGGCCCCCAUGCUGAAGAAGAUACCAUUAAAGAUGAGCAAGCAGACCCGAUCUCAGUCCGAUCGCCACCUAGCCGAAAUCGAAGCAGAAGAAGCAUGCAAAUGGCUGAGAGCAACCGGAUUUCCCCAAUAUGCCCAAAUGUACGAAGACAUGCAGUUCCCAAUCGACAUACAAACUGCUGGUCAGGAUCAUCCCCUUUUAGAAGAAGACGUGCUGAACUCCCUUUUCCGCCGAUUAAAAAUCUUAAACAAUUGCGCCCAUUUGCACCAUCAGCAACGCAUCACCACACAUACCGAUGAAUCCGAAGAUGAAUGCUGUGCACUCAGUGACAACUGGACGUACCAAUCUCAAACCAGGAGAUGGUCGAGGACUUGCAAGACUAUGCAAGCUGUGUCAGCUGGCCCAGAAGAGUCGACCACAGCAGAACCAAAAGAAAAAGACGACGUCUUCGACAUCGCCACCUUCGUCGCAAGGGAAAGACCGAGGAGACCAGCUUCAUCGAAGUUCAGGAGACGCGGCCUGUUCUUUAGUGAUCGUGAUUCAGUGCACGACAGUGAUUUUACGCAGUUAAGUGAGUUGAAAGCUUGUGAGGUUAACCAUGUGUCCGACUCGGAGAUAACGCCCACACAUCUGAGGAGGUCGAGGGCGAAGAGCUUCGACAAGAGUGAAACGUGGUCCCUACCCAACUCCCAAACACCAAGUCUUUGGUCGAAAACGGAAAUACCUGAGGUGGUACCUGCAAGUGCAGAUACUGAUGAGCCUUUAACGAUUUCGGGACCUCCGAUGUCCCACUUAACGUGUAUCCAAUUACAAGUCCUUCACAAGUUAGCUUUACUGAAGCUGACCGCUCAUAUUGAAAAGUACUGUCCCGCUCAAAGGACAGGCUGGAAUUGGGAGCUCACUAAGUAUAUUCGAAAAAAGAAAACGCCCAACUAUAAAGACAAACAUGUGUUUGGCGUACCCCUGACGGUAACUCUUCAAAGAACGGGACAAAUCCUGCCCAAAAACAUUGAAGAAGCCUUACGAUGGUUGCAAACGAACGCCACCGACCAGGUGGGCAUAUUCCGAAAGCCUGGAGUCAAAUCCAGGAUUCAAGCCUUAAGAAAUAUUGUUGAAUCUUCUCAAGAGAAUGUGAACUACAAUGAACAUCAGCAUUUUGACGUUGCUGACAUGGUCAAACAAUACUUCAGGGAAUUGCCUGAUGCCCUUCUCACCAACAAGUUCUCUGAGACGUUCAUAUUGAUUUUCCAAUAUGUUCCUAAGCAAUACAGACGAGAGGCUAUUCUUUGUUCUUUGUUGUUGAUGCCUGAUGAGCACAUAGAGGUGCUUCAAGCUUUGCUUUACUUCUUGCAACAAGUGGCCAAAGAGUCAAGCGUCAAUCAGAUGAAUGAAACCAAUUUGUCUAUGUGUUUUGCCCCAUCUUUGUUCCACUACACCCAAUGCUUCUCUAAACAGAACGCUGGGUCACCUCAUCCGAAGGAAAUAGCUGAAAAUAGAGCAGGCCACGAGUGUUUGGCUUACUUCCUCAUGAACUACGACAACUUGUUUAACCUUCCGAAGGAGUUCCUUGCUCAAUGCGAGGGCAAGCACACGAAGGUGGCGACCCUCAGCGAGCUGGGAAAGGAGUUCGGCGGCUACCAGGGCUUCCUGAACGAGUGCGAGCAAAACUUCCUCAAAGAAGUCAAAGACAAGAACCGUGGCUACGUCUCCAUAUCGGGCCACAACCCUAAGGUAGAAAUCUCAUACAAAAAAGUGAUGGACGGCAUCCCCCUGAAACUGUGGAAGGUGACGGCCGAAAUCGAGGCCCCACCCACGGAGAUCCUCAACCGGAUACUGUACGGCCGCCACAUCUGGGACCCGGAGCUGGACUUCACCAGGCUCAUCCAGCGCGUGGACGACCGAACGGAGGUGUUCCAGUUCAUACGGCGGAGCAUCAGUCCGCUGCCCAAGGAGGAGUACUGCGUGCUCAGGACGUGGAGGACCGACCUGCCGAAGGAGGCGUGUUUGGUGAUUGAGACGUCGGUGGAGCAUGGCGAUUGUAUUAAUAUUCCGAACACGGUGAGGGGUAAUGUUUACGCGUCGAGGUACUUAAUUGAGCCCUGCGGAUCCGGGAAGUCGAGGAUCGUGCACCUGUCCAGGGUGGAUACCAUGGGCCGAUCGCCCGAUUGGUAUCAGAACAACUACGGACACUUGUGUGCGUUCUUCAUUAGCAAUUUGAUGAACUCGUUCAGUCAACACGCUUCUGGGCCAGAAAGUAAAGUUUAGACAACCAAAGAUUUAUUAAUACAUUAUUAUAUAAUAAUAAUCCUUAAUGGUAAAGAUAACUGUUACUUACAAUAUUUAAAACUACAUAGAUAGAUAUGUAUAUUUUUAUAUACUAAAACAGUUUAUAAAUAUUUAAUAAAGAAAUUAUAUAAAUUUAUUCACAUACAUAUGUCAUAAAUGAACAUAUUUUGUUACUGUUGCAGAUUUUUAAAGUUUACUUAUGGGUAUUUUCUAACUAUUGCCAAUAUUAUAUUAAGUAUAAAAAUACAAACAUACACACUAGAAUAGUGACUAUAUUUAAGGAAGAUAUUUAAGUUAUUUUUUACUAAAAUUCGAACGUUUAUAUAAAUAUUUAUUCUUCUUUUUAGUAAAUACAUUCGAAAACAUGAAAGAGACAAAUCUUAAAACUAAUGUGUUUGUUAAUAGUAUUACUACUUGUAAAGACAGUGACAAGUAUUACAAUAAUUAAACCUGUCUGUGUACUUCUGUUUGAUUGUGUAUUUACUAGAAACUUAAAAGUGCUGUUAAUAUUUAAUACUUUGAUUUUUAAAUGAUAAUUAAAUAUAUAAUGCAAUAUAUCUAUUCCAAACUAACCACCCCAUCUCGGUUGGUUAACAUGGAACUCCAUUCUGUUCUGUAUGAAAUUGAAAAAUUCGGCAAAAUUCUACAAAUCUACUUGUCACAAUUUAUGCUAGUCAGAUAAAUUAUAGAAUUUAUCUACCUUGUUUUUAAUGAAUAUUAUAGGGGCCAGUAUUGUAAAAACAUCUUCAAAUUAGAAAUGUAAAAUAGCAAUUUUUAUAUGCAACUUGCUAAUUUGUUUAUAAUUUAUAUUUGAAUUUAAGGUUGCUAAGCCUAAAAUAACUGUUUAAUGUACAAUAAUAAAUAUUUUAUUAUGUA
This is a messenger RNA of Aethina tumida (small hive beetle), 4125 nucleotides long. RefSeq names its product stAR-related lipid transfer protein 13. Gene Ontology annotation, biological process: signal transduction; regulation of Rho protein signal transduction; actin cytoskeleton organization. NCBI's taxonomy places the organism in Eukaryota, Metazoa, Arthropoda, Insecta, Coleoptera, Nitidulidae. The transcript has 16 exons. The record is from RefSeq and is a predicted model, not a curated record. Bases 361 to 3228 code for a protein of 955 amino acids. Gene Ontology annotation, molecular function: GTPase activator activity; protein binding; lipid binding.